Molecule: messenger RNA, 477 nt
Organism: Carassius auratus (goldfish)
Lineage: Eukaryota; Metazoa; Chordata; Actinopteri; Cypriniformes; Cyprinidae
Product: peroxisomal multifunctional enzyme type 2-like
Exons: 4
Coding region: 106-477 (123 amino acids)
Source: RefSeq, a predicted model, not a curated record
UUGGAUUCCUGAGCGGGCCCAUGGCGUGCAUUAGCGGAGAAUUUCUUCGCUAGGACGCGGUUACGCUGAACCCUCUUUUGAGUGCGUUUCGUGAAGCCGUUGUAUAUGGGACAGUCUCUGCAGAUGGAGAUGUGGAAGGAAGGGAACAGGAUUCACAUCCAGUGCAAGGUGAAGGAGAGCGGAGACGUGGUGCUGUCUGGAGCAAAUAUAGAUCUGCAGACGGAUGUGUGUGUCAGCGCCGGGUCUCCGCAGAGCCUCGGCCUGCAGAGCGACCUGGUGUUCUCUGAGAUCGCACGCAGGAUCAGAGACGGCGGAGAGGAGCUGGUGAAGAAGGUCAAUGCUGUGUUCGGAUGGAGAUCAGCAAAGACGACAGAACCAUCCGAGACUGGAGUGAACCAGACACUGCAGAAUAUCAUUCAUUCUCUUAACACAAGCAAAGAUAUCUGCCAAGGGGCGAGGAAUAUAAUUAACUAUUAA